AUGUGGUUUUUACUGCAUAUGGCUGUACUUUGUUUGUCGCUUCGCCCAAUAUCUCGACUCCACUAUCUCACAAGCACUUCUGAACAUGAUUUAUGGUCUACAUGGAAACUCAAAUAUCACAAAGCAUAUGAAGGAACCAACGAAAUCCGCCGGAAGCUAGUGUUUUUAAAGAACCUGAAAGAUAUCCAACUCAAAAAUUCGCAACGAGAAUCAGAUGAAGACGCGUACUUCGAUUUGGACCAAUUCAGUGACUUAACAGAGACAGAGUUUAUGGAAACAGUCGCAACAAAAAAAGCACACGCACACCCCAAAGGACUUCACAACAACAUCCAUAUUCCAAUUCCACACCCAAAUGGACCACUCCCAGAAAACUAUUCUGCAUGUGGACAAGAGCUUUUGUUUGGCUCCAUCAAAGACAACGAAAUCGACUUUUGUAAAGGAAUGGAAUUUGACCAAGGUGGGUGUGGCUCAUGUUUUUCCGUUUCAAAUGCAAUGGCUCUCCAAAUUAAAUACGCCAAUUUAACGUAUCACAGAGACGGAGUUCCCACAUACAAAAUGAUGAGUCCACAACAACUCUUGGAUUGUGAGGUUAACGGGGAAAGAUGUCGAGGCGGGUACGCAGAUGGUCCUCUUGAUUACAGUCACUACAUUUCUCUUGCUGAUGACUAUCCUUACUACUCGGGGACAUCUCCUUCGACGAACAAAGGGUGUCAAAAGGGCAAGAAAACUCCAAUGAAAUUGAGUUAUACUUUAUUUGAUGAUGCACAAGACGUCGCGACUUUAAAACAAAUAGUGCAUCACUACGGGAGUUUUGUGUCAUGUGUGAAACCAAUUGGGUGGAGUGGAUACGCCGGCGGCAUAUUGAAAAAUGUUGGGUGCAGUAAGAAUGAAAUCACAACACAUGUCAUUGGAGUUGUUGGCUAUGGGAGAGAAAAUGGAGUCGACUAUAUUAUUGUAAGAAACAGUUGGGGGAAGAAUUGGGGGCUUGGUGGAUAUAUCAAAUUGGCGCAAGAGGCGUUGUGUGGGAUUGGUGGGAAUGAUAACGAAGACAUCCCUAUCUCUUUGGUUCAUCAUGUUGCGUUUUCUGAUGUUGAGGCGGGUCCUUAUGGCACUUUUAGAAGCGUUGUCGAUGUACAACCGGUGUUGUAUAACACAAGCAACGACCCAGCAAUUAACCCUGUCCACAACCAAAGUGAAACACCAAGCGAAGCAUCAAGCCAAAGUCACGAACAAAGCCAAACGAGUCGAAAUGAAUCAUCGAAUAGUAUGGAGGAGUAUAGUUCUUCUAUUUCUGAGGGAAGUCUUUCCCAUCAGAGCAAUGAUGAGAGUCAUAACAAUCAUACUUCAAAUGAUACCGUGUUUGACAACGAUCGUAUAACCCUUAAAGAACUGUUGGCAUAUGGGAUGUAUGCAAUUGCUGCUGGGGCUACAAUACUAAUGAUUGUUGCAGUGAUUAUUCUGCACUUGUCGUUAUUUUUUUAA
Molecule: messenger RNA, 1482 nt
Organism: Entamoeba invadens IP1
Lineage: Eukaryota; Evosea; Mastigamoebida; Endamoebidae
Product: viral cathepsin, putative
Exons: 1
Coding region: 1-1482 (493 amino acids)
Cellular component (GO): lysosome
Molecular function (GO): cysteine-type endopeptidase activity
Source: RefSeq, a predicted model, not a curated record